AUGUCUGCUUUGGAACAGACCAGACCAGACCAGACCAGACCAAACCACCAUGGCAGAAUCAUGUCAUCACUGAUCCUACUGGUCGUCCUCACCAUCAAAGGUAAACUAUCAUGUUUAACACCUUUAACAUCCCCCACCCCUUCCUAUUGUUCACUUGAAUGAAUCCACUUUUCAUGUAUUUAAAUUGUGUCUAUUAUCAUUCAUUCCCUCCCAGGUGUACUGGGCCAGAGGAUCAUCGGGGGUCAGGAGGUGAAAUCCUACUUUAUAAAGUACCAAGCCUCCAUCCAGUAUAACAACUUCCACUACUGUGGAGGCACCCUCAUACACCCUCAGUGGGUGGUGUCUGCUGCCCACUGCUGGAAACCGUGAGUAGUGCAACUUAAAAUGAAUCUUGUAAAGGUCGCGUCCCCUUGCUCAGACGUUGCAUGCAUCAACCAAUGGUGGCGUGCUACGUCAUCGACAGAUUACUAUAUCAUAUGAUGUGGUUAGCAGAUACUUAAAAUACCUAUCCAGGCAUUGUAAGAUGUGGCAUGCGUCAGCCACAACUGGGCAGAGGAACGCACAGCCACUGUGUAUGGGGUGCCGAGAGUCUAGCUAAUCUCGACCACCAGCUGGCUCUCUCUCCGAACCUAUUCGGUCUGGCAAUUGAAGCUACGUCUUGUACUACAUCGGGGGUCUUCAAUUCCGGUCCUGGAGGGCCGAAACACCUCUGUUUUUCGUCCUCUCCUUCUAAUCAGGGGCUAAUUCAGACCUGGGACACCAGGUGAGUGCAAUUAACUACCAGGUAGAAAUAAAAAACAGAAGUGUUUCGGCCCUCCAGGACCGGAAUUGAAGAACCCUGUACUACAUGAUAGGUUAUGAUACCAUCAUAGGAUAGAGUUAGGCAUUUAUAAUGGUACUGGUACUCCCUGUAUGCAACUUAAUUAUUGUGUAUUUUAUUCGUCUUGUAAGUAGUCCUGUUAUUAUUUUUUUAUUAUUUAUUAUUUUUAAUUCUGCAUCGUUUUAACUCAGAAUUUCAAGACACCUGUUAUAUUCGGCACAUGUAACAAAUUCAAUUUGAUAUAAAUUUUUUUUGUCAUUUAGAAGAAGCUCUUUGCGACUUACAGGAGCAAUUAGGGUUCAGUGCCUUGCUCAAUGACACAUCGGCUGAUUUUUCACUUAGUCGCCUCCGGGAUUCAAACCAGAGACCUUUCGGUUAAUAAAAAAGAAAUCAGUAAAUAUGAAGCAUGCAGUUACUAAUAAUAUCAAUAAUAUCGGUUACCCCAAUAAGGGUGUUUUGUACAUAAAUAUCGAGCGUCAAAUUUUGAUAUCUGAGUUUAGAUAUUGAAUAUAAAAUCACUGUAGCAAGUUUGCAACAUUAGUACUAUUUACAUAGACGACUGGUAAUUGUGUUAAGGGACAGAUCAGUUGCGCUGGGGGAUCUCGAACGUCAAACACAAUCAGGCUCUCCCGACUCACGGCUCCAUUCUUGCGCAGGUUGUUCUUCUUGGAGGGCGUCAAGCUCUAGUCAUCGCUCAUGUAGGGAGGCGAGGGAGGGGCUGGUUAGUCGACGUCGGGGUAGGCGGAGGGCGGGGACAUGGGGAGUGGAGGGUGUCCGCGGAGGGCCCUGCCUCUGUCCGAGUGUUCAGGCGCUAGCGGCUCCUCGCCCUCUGCUGCUCACCUAGACGCUUCUUUAAAACCUCUUAAGGAUCGGACCCUUUUUUUUUUUCAAUUUUCGCCUAAAAUGACAUACCCAAAUCUAAUUGCCUGUAGUUCAGGACCUGAAGCAAGGAUAUGCAUUUUCUUGAUACCAUUUGAAAGGAAACACUUUGAAGUUUGUGGAAAUGUGAAAUUAAUGUAGGAGAAUAUAAUACAUUAGAUCUGGUAAAAUAUAGUACGAACAAAAAACCAUGCGUUUUUUUACAAUUAUUUUUUAUCAUCUUUGAAAUGCAAGAGAAAGGCCACAAUAUAUAUAGGGAUGUAGCUCAGUUGAUAGAGCAUGGCGUUUGCAACGCCAGGGUUGUGGGUUCGAUUCCCACAGGGGGUAUGAAAAAUAAAAAAAAUAAUGUAUGCACUAACUGUAAGUAGCUCUGAAUAAGAGCGUCUGCUAAAUGAAAAAAAAUAAAAAAAUAAAAUAAAAUAAAAUAAAAAUAUAUAUAUAUAUAUAAUAUUGAAGUUUAAGCGCAAUUUAGAUGUUGGCCACUAGAUGGCAGCAGUGUGUGUGCAAAGUUUCAGAUUGAUCCAGUGACGCAUUGCAUCACUGGACUAUUUUGUAUCAAGUCUGCCAAAAUGUGCCGAAUUGGUCAGUUGGUACAUUUUCAAGUACAUAACUAUAGAGAACAUGCAAAAAUGAUAUGGUAAUACAAAAUGUAAGUUUACACACUCCCAGGAAUGUCAUACAUGAUGGAUCAUUAGCUUAUACACUAACUUUCACACAUCUAGAUGGCCGGGCGGGGUGGGUGUGGAGCCAGAGACAGCAGGGGUUCAAACUGUAGAACCCAGUUCCUACAUUUGAAUAUAAAAAUUGAUUUUAUCAAACAAAACUAUGCUACAUUUUAUCUCUGGGACCCUUAGGAUGACAAAUCAGAGCAAGAUUAUUGAAUGUAAGUACAUUAUUUACCUUCAGAGUUGAAUGUAUCAAAGCAGUGAUACAUUUUUUGUUGUUGUGCACUCUCCUCAAACAAUAGCAUGGUAUUUUUUCACUGUAAUAGCUACUGUAAAUUGGACAGUGCAGUUAGAUUAACAAGAAUUUAAGCUUUCUGCCCAUAUAAGACAUGUCUAUGUCCUGGAAAGUUUGCUGUUACUUACAACAGUCAUGCUAAUCACAUUAGCGCACGUUAGCUCAACCGUCCCGUAUACGGGACACCGAUCCCGUAGAGGUUAACAUGGCUUCACGCAUAAAUUACAUUCUUCAAUAAUCAAUAGGUAUACUAUUUAUUGAAAUAACCAUUAAACAGCAGGACAUCUUACAGAUUGUGUCUUUAGAAUGAAGUGGAAUGAUUCAUGCUAGUUAUCAUUUAAGUUCCAAGAUACCGGGUUGCCAGAUCAGAGUGCUAACCUGCUCUCCUCCAUCUCUCUACAGGGCCAACCUGCUCAAAGUGGUUCUGGGUGAGCACAGUUUCUCCAGUCUGGAGGGCUUUGAGCAGGAGUUCAAUGUUUCCAAGGUGCUGGUCUACUACAUGUACAAUUACAUGACCUUUGACAACGACAUCAUGCUGCUCAAAGUAAGGGAUACGAUGGUUUUCAUUUGAUGCAUUUAUCCCUAUCUUGCCGAACUACUGACAGUAAGGUUAGGGUUAAAGGGCAUAUGAUAUAUUGUAUUACCGCAGAUGCCAUAAAGGUCCAUAGUGGUGUGCUUAAUUUUAUCUCACUCUAUGGCUUUACCUCUCUCCCUCUCUCCCCAUCCCCUCCAUCCCUCUAUCAUCAGCUGGAGAGGCCGGCCAUCCUCAACGCCAACGUCCAGCCCGCCGUCCUGCCCAGAGUGGACACGUCCCCGUUGCAGCAGGGAACGGCCUGUACGGUGAGCGGCUGGGGGGUCACCAACAUCUUCAGCUACUACCUGUCCCCCGUGCUCCGAGCCGUGGACGUCAACGUCAUCACCAACUGCCAGUAUUACUACUACUUCAGGAUCACUGACAACAUGCUCUGUGCUGGCUAUAGCUUUGGAGGGAAGGACUCCUGUCAGGUGAGAGAGAAGAAGAGAUCUGUACAGGCUCUAUUUCAGUGUCCAUAGUCCACAACUAGCACACUACUUAGAAUGAAGGAAGGUAUUGGGCAUGCAUUCUAGGUAGAAAGCUAGUAUGGACAUUGGAAUGUAGCCUGUGUCAGACUGUCAGACUGUCAGUCUUGUGAUGUAUGCUAUGAGUAUGUCAUGUACUGUAUAUCUACAGUUGAAGUCGGAAGUUUACAUACACUUAGGUUGGAGUCAUUAAAACAUGUUUUUCAACCACUGCAUACAUUUCUUGUUAACAAACUAUAGUUUUGGCAAGUCGGUUAGGACAUCUACUUUGUGCAUGACACAAGUAAUUUUUCCAACAAUUGUUUACAGACAGAUUAUUUCGCUUAUAAUUCACUGUAUCACAAUUCCAGUAGGUCAGAAGUUUACAUACACUAAGUUGACUGUGCCUUUAAACAGCUUGGAAAAUUCCAGAAAAUGAUGUCAUGGCUUUAGAAGCUUCUGAUAGGCUAAUUUACAUAAUUUGAGUCAAUUGGAGGUGUACCUGUGGAUGUAUUUCAAGGCCUACCUUCAAACUCAGUGCCUCUUUGCUUGACAUUAUGGGAAAAUCAAAAGAAAUCAGCCAAGACCUCAGGAAAAAGAAUUGUAGACCUCCACAAGUCUGGUUCAUCUUUGGGAGCAAUUUCCAAACGCCUGAAGGUACCACGUUCAUCUGUACAAACAAUGGUACGCAAGUAUAAACACCAUAGGACCACGCAGCCGUCAUACCGCUCAGGAAGGAGAUGCGUUCUGUCUCCUAGAGAUGAACGUACUUUGGUGCGAAAAGUGCAAAUCAAUCCCAGAACAACAGCAAAGGACCUUGUGAAGAUGCUGGAGGAAACAGGUACAAAAGUAUCUAUAUCCACAGUAAAACAAGUCCUAUAUUGACAUAACCUGAAAGGCCGCUCAGCAAGGAAGAAGCCACUGCUCCAAAACCGCCAUAAAAAAGCCAGACUACGGUUUGCAACUGCACAUGGGGACAAAGAUCAUACUUUUUUGAGAAAUGUCCUCUGGUCUGAUGAAACAAAAAUAGAACUGUUUGGCCAUAAUGACCAUCGUUAUGUUUGGAGGAAAAAGGGGGUUGCUUGCAAGCCGAAGAACACCAUCCCAACCGUGAAGCACGGGGGUGACAGCAUCAUGCUGUGGGGGUGCUUUGCUGCAUCAGGGACUGGUGCACUUCACAAAAUAGAUGGCAUCAUGAGGAAGGAAAAUUAUGUGGAUAUAUUAAAGCAACAUCUCAAGACAUCAGUCAGAAAGUUAAAGCUUGGUCGCAAAUGGGUCUUCCAAAUUGACAAUGACCCCAAGCAUACUUCCAAAGUUGUGGCAAAAUGGCUUAAGGACAACAAAGUCAAGGUAUUGGAGUAGCCAUCACAAAGCCCUGACCUCACUCCUAUAGAAAAUGUGUGGGCAGAACUGAAAAAGCGUGUGCUAGCAAGGAGGCCUACAAACCUGACUCAGUUACACCAGCUCUGUCAGGAGGAAUGGGCCAAAAUUCACCCAACUUAUUGUGGGAAGCUUGUGGAAGGCUACCCGAAACGUUUGACCCAAGUUAAACAAUUUAAAGGCAAUGCUACCAAAUACUAAUUGAGUGUAUGUAAACUUCUGACCCACUUGGAAUGUGAUGAAAGAAAUAAAAGCUGAAAUAAACCAUUCUCUCUACUAUUAUUCUGACAUUUCACAUUCUUAAAAUAAAGUGAUGAUCCUAACUGACCUAAGACAGGGAAUUCUUACUAGGAUUAAAUGUCAGGAAUUGUGAAAAACUGAGUUUAAAUGUAUUUGGCUAAGGUGUAUGUAAACUUCCAACUUCAACUGUAGGUAUGCCAAGCAAAUUUCGCUGUGGGAUAUUAAAAUAUUCUAUUUACUUUUAUUCUAUCAGGGUGACUCGGGCGGCCCACUCAUCUGUAACGGGCACUUUGAGGGCAUUGUUUCCUGGGGCAUCAGCUGUGCCAACCCCAACUUCCCUGGCGUCUACACCAAGAUCAGGAUGUACCUCAGCUGGAUCAACUGGAUCAUCCAGAACGACAGCUAG
This is a messenger RNA of Coregonus sp. 'balchen', 5723 nucleotides long. The record is from the annotation of a GenBank genome assembly. Lineage: Eukaryota; Metazoa; Chordata; Actinopteri; Salmoniformes; Salmonidae.